Strongylocentrotus purpuratus (purple sea urchin) is the source of this 6686-nucleotide messenger RNA. Its product is annotated as cell surface glycoprotein 1. The transcript has 11 exons. Gene Ontology annotation, cellular component: cytoplasm; nucleotide-activated protein kinase complex; nucleus. Gene Ontology annotation, molecular function: protein kinase binding. The record is from RefSeq and is a predicted model, not a curated record. NCBI's taxonomy places the organism in Eukaryota, Metazoa, Echinodermata, Echinoidea, Camarodonta, Strongylocentrotidae. The coding region runs from base 693 to 2828 and encodes 711 amino acids. Gene Ontology annotation, biological process: signal transduction.
UGCUCUUACUUUAUUUUUUCAGUGAUUCGUUUUAAGAGGGUAUACAUCACUCAGACUCAGUCAUGCAAUGACAAUGGACUUUCACUUUCAAUAUUUAUAUUCCGAUUACACAAAGGAGCUUAAAAUACCGACGGAUUCAACAGAGCUCCUUUGACAGGUCAAGGCUAAAGUUGUAGGUCCACUACCCCGACACGCGCCUGCUCCGCGAACAAGCGCCAGCAGAGCUUAGAGAUCGAGAGCAACUAGCGCUACCAGCCGCGCCGCCAACAGCGAUUUCAUAACGACUGGCACGGAUAUUGUUGAAGAAGGUCGCUGAAUGUCAUCGCGUUGUGAGGAAACCUGUCUCAAAAGGAAGCGAUUAAUUUCGUGUUUUAGGGGAUGAGAUUAGGGACAUCAUAACAGAUCUUGUUAAACGGACUGUGGGAUUAUAAACACGUGGGGUGAGCCUAAAGAGACAGACAAAAUACACUUAACGGUGAGAUAUUUUUUACAAAGGAUCCGACCGGCAAACCGUGAUUUGUGAAAGAGCGCAUUGUAGCUGAUGCGAGGAGAAACUGCACGGAUUUAUUACCGGUAGUACACGUGCGAGAAUAGUGACUCUUUUAUAACGAAACGACAUCAAAUGGUGAUAAUCGGAGUAAGCUGUCAAAGCUAGCUAUUUCUACAGUGGAAGGAGAACUAAAGAGGACAAAAUGGGGAAAAUAUUUAGCAAGAAGAACCAAUCAUAUGACAUGACCAAGAAUGGUGGGUCUGCCGUGGACGAUUCGGGGAAGGUUACGGGGGCAGCACCAAAGGAAACCUUUGUUGGAACGGGAGGAGCUGAGGGUGGAAAGGCAGAAGAAGUCCAAACCAAGGUUGGAGAAGAAAGUAAACCGGGAGAGAGCCCAGCUGAGCCAGCGGCAGCAGCAGCAGCAGCGGCUAGCCCUGCCCCACAAGAAGCUGGGGGUGAGUCUAACGCAGCAGCCCCGGAAGCAGCCAGCCAAGACGACAAACCAGCCCAGGAACCAGCUGAAGUGAAGCCAGCUGAAGAGACAUCAACCAAAGAGGAAUCUCCUGCAGUAGAACCUCCAGCAGCAGCAGCAGCAGCAGUGGUUGAACAGAAAUCGGAAGAACCUGCACCUGAGGAGCCUAAAGCAGAAGCAGAAGCAGCAGCAGCAUCACCAGAACCAGUAUCAACAGAACCAGAACCAUCAGUACCAUCAACCCAAGCAGAGGAACCUGCCCCUUCACCAGCAGAACCUGAGCCUGUCAAAGAGGAAGCACCUUCAGAACCAUCCCAACCAGAGCAGGUACCAUCAGAACCUGAACAAACCCCUUCUGCACCCGUUGUAAUUGCACCCAUUGUAAUUGCACCCGCAGAGCCCUCACCCGAAACCCCUGCACUAGUUGAAACUGCCCCUGAGGAACCAUCCCAGCCAGAACCAGAACCAGAAGCAGCAGCAGCAGAACCUACUCCAGAACCUACCCCAGAACCUACUCCAGAACCUACUCCAGAAACAACACCAGAACCAACACCAGAACCAGAAGCACCAGUAGUAGAACCAGUAGCACCAGUAGAAGAACCUGCCCAGGAACCCACACCAGAACCCACUCCAGAACCAACACCUGAAGCUGCACCUGAAGCCACAGAGGAACCAACCCCAGUAGAAGAACCAACCCCAGUAGAAGAACCAACCCCAGUAGAAGAGCCAACUCCAGAACCAGUCCAGGCAGAGCAAGAGCCGGUAGAAAGCACACCAUCAGAAGACCAGACCCCAGAACAGGUUCCCCAGGAUGUUCCCUCUGACACCCCAGACACGCCCCAAGAACCCACACCUACACCUGCACAAAUAGAUUCAGUGGAGGAAUCAAAAGCAGAAGAGCCAUCGGAACCAGCUGCAGCAGAACCCACAGUAACUGAGGUACCAUCAGAGACGCCGGUUGAGACACCAUCAGAGACACCCGUAGAAACUCCAGCUGAAGCACCCGUAGAAACACCAGCCGAAGCACCGGUGGAAACACCAGCCGUAGCGCCGGUAGAAACACCAGCCGAAGCUCCAGUGGAAACACCAGCCGAAGCACCAGUAGAGAUUCCUGCUGAGACACCAGUAGAAACACCAGCCGUAACACCAGCAGAAGUACCAGCCGAAACACCAGAUGAAACACCGGCAGAAACACCGGCAGAAACACCGGUUGAAACACCAGCAGAAACACCAGCAGAAGUACCUGUAGAAACACCGGCUGAAACACCGGUUGAAACACCAGCAGAAACACCAGCAGAAACACCAGCAGAAACACCAGAUGUAGUACCAGUUGAGCCUGCAGCAGAGCCUGAGCCAGCAAAAAAUGAGACUGCUCCAGAAGAGCCAGCAGCGAGCUUGGACACCAGCGAGCCAGAGGUCAACGGAGAUGCUGCCCCCACCAGUGAAGCCCCCGCCCCUGAGGCUGAGGCUGAUCAGCCAGCAGAGACCCCCGCUCCAGAGGAACCCAGUGAGCCCAGCAAGGAGGCUGCAGCUGAAGCCAAAGAGGCAGAUGAGAGUUCUGUUGCAGCAGUAGCAGCAGUUACAAAUGGACCAUCAGGAGACCAAGCCAGUGAGGAGAAGAAGACGUCCGUUGAAUUCCGCUGGGAGGAGGGUGGAGAAGAGGUCUUUGUGACCGGUAGCUUCAGUGACUGGAAAGAAAGGGUACAACUUACACAAGUUGAGGAAGGCACGUUUGCACAAACGCUGUCCCUGGCCCCCGGGGAAUGGACGUACAAGUUUAUCGUAGAUGGCGAGUGGAAGGCCAGUAUGAACCAGACCACCGUAGAGGGUGAACUUGGUCUGAACAACACCAUCAACGUGGCAUGAAUGCAGCAUAGUCAGUCGUAGAGAAAAUGUCCGUAAACGCUCUGCCGAAAAGCUACAUGUAAUCCUGCAGCUUCUUCGUCAUGUACUGUAACUUAUGCUAGAAUUUGUGUUUAAAGAUCGUGGGAACCCAUUUUCGAUUCGAGAGAAGAGAGAAAGAAGAAAAAAUAAACAGAAAAAAUAAUGCCAUUUUCAGUCAUUCCCUUGUAAUUAUGGCUGUGAGGUUAAACAUUCUUAAAAUGAUAUGUGUUCAUUUUUUGAAAAUUGAUUGGAGGUCAAUAGCCUCCCUUAAGCCUAUUUUACACAUAUGGCAUGGAAAAAAAUAAUCAUGUAUUCUUUAUAUCUCCUGUUUUUAUAUAUCCAUUGUAAAUCCAAUUAAUAUUCAUUGAUUAUUUAAUUGAAUAUUUGAAAUGAUUCCCAAGUGUACAGUUAUUUUGCAACAGAAUACAAUGUACAUUUAAUAUUAUGGUUGAGCUAAAGCCUUUUGCUAGUACUUCUAGAAAAAUCUUACUUUUGUCCCAAUGUGAAUAAAAGUGAUAGCUUGAAGUCCUUGAAAGCUAAAUCCUACAUGGCUUGAAGGAAUGCGUCCUUUUGAAAAAUAAGUUUUGUUAAACAAUGUGCUCAUGAAGAUGAACUGUGUAAGAUAAUAAAUGGAAAUGCUAUUAAAGUCUAGUAUUGCAUGUGCAUAUGAAUCUUUGUUUUAAUGUCCAGUCGAUGUGCCAAUUUGAUUCUUUGUUCCACCUACAUUGGUUUGGCUUUAAGCUUGAUCUUAUGUAGGACUCUUCGGAGAUCACAUUGAACGCAAUGUGAAUUUGUCUUUGAGUUGUAGACUUAGUUGAUAAACGGAACAGGUAGGUUAGGUUUAUAAUUCAUUAAAUUCUUUACAAAAUCUAUGAUUUUUGACGACUGCCUUAAAUUAGAGUAAUUCAGUUGAGGUGCAGGGUUAUCUUUUCAAAUUUACAAGUUGGGGAAUAUGCUUUUAUUGUUUAUGUAUUAGAAAGAGUUAUAGCCAGGAUCAAAAGGAACAAAAAUGGUGUAUUUAUGGUUUGAAGGUAGUAGCCCCAGCACAUCGGUUCACCUUAAUUUGCAUAUAUUAUAUAUACAUCAAAGUGUCCUAAUAUUUAUGAAUUAUCGUAAUUGUACUGUUUGGUGUAAUCAUUUAUUCUGUAUACAUGCAUUUUCUAUUUAAAUGAUUAUUUUUUGGUAGCCUUUAUUGUAGAUGUUAUUAGAUAAUUAGAUUGUUGAUUGUAUUGUAUAACUUUAGGUUAGAUGUAGCUAGCGCAUUGGACACAAUUUGUAAUUCAGUAUUUUGAUGACAUUUGCAAAAAGCACUGCAAUUAUUUCAAACAGUAAAAACUGCAUACAUCAAAGUGCCUGUGUAAUGUUUUUGUAACAGUUAUUGUAUGGUAUCAUGGUAAUGGAAAUUGACACAGCGUUAAGCAUUAAUCCUUAAUGGAUAUUGAAGUCUCUACUGGAAAAUGCCAUUGUAUUUUAUAUUAAAUGUUUCUAAUGGCAGAAUCGGUCAAAUUGAGGCUAAAUAAACAAGUAUCAUUUAAACACACUGCAUAUGAAAAUCAAGUGAUAUUUCUCAAGAAGUUUGGUUGUGCCUCUCAAUUUACAUACAGGUUCUAUGCAUUUUCCCAACUCUGUAUCUGCACUGGAUCUUAUCAGGACAUCACGGUGUCUUUCUUGAAACAGCCCUAUUCAUUAGGGAUCAUUGUAAGAGAUUUCACUUCUCUAGCAGCAAGAAAUUAUUUAAGAACAGUUUUAAGUCGAGACUUGAUCUGAUAUUUUUUUCAAAACCAAAAUAGUGUGGAACUUUAUGAUGGACUGGACAGAAAAAAAUGCAGUUAUGAUUUGAUCACCAAACGGUAUUAGCAAUAAACCUCACCACCCAGGGUCGCCAUUUUGUUUUUGUGCCUUGAUCUACUGAGCAUUCAGAAGCCAAGUAUCAAUAUUAAGAAAUGCUGUUUUCUUUUGAUUUUUUUUUUGUAUAGUCCGUUUUAUUUUCACCAACCAAAAUCAUCACGUGUGCUAUGUAUAGUGCCUUGCCAAAGCCUAAAUGGAUGUUCCAAUAUACAUGCAAUGAAUUUCAUCACAUUUCAUGCAAUUCAGAAAUCAUGAUAUAGUGCUUUAUUCUGUUAUGAAUGUCAAUUUUCUUUUUCAGAUUGAUAGAAUCUUGCCUCUAUUAUUUUACCUAGCCAAAUUUGGACGACUCAUGAUCAACCUGUGCAUUAUAUAAUUAUUUAUCUUUUGAUUUCAUGAUACUAUGUAUGUACAAUGUACUUUGUAUGAUGUCAAUAAAUUUUUCUUUUUUUCUCUGUGAAUCCUAGUUAUAGUAGAUAUUAUGUAUUACUCUGACCUGCUAGUGUAUACUGCAAAUCGACUACAAUAUCAAAUCAAAUAAAUUGAAUAAAUAUCACAUAAAUUCUCGGCCAUUAAAGGUAAUCUAGUAUUUUUGUGGUUCAUCAUUGGUCUUGUGUCUCGUUGAUGUGACUGGGGUAAUAGUCUAGGCAUCAAUAUUCAUUUUGUUUGUUAACUUAAUACAUUCAUAAAGCAAGGAUGAGCAUUGGCGAACAAACCACCACCAUCAUCACUUACAAUUCUGGGAUUUAGAAAAUGGAAUUUAAAUACAUUUUGAAUGGUUACCAGUAACCCUGCCAGUCUAGGUACUAAUAAAAGCUUAUUUGUUAAAGUUUAUUGCAAGAAAAUUUGUUUCUUUUCAGCGGAAUGGAACAUUUGCAGGGCAGUGAAAUCAAUGUUGUUUUUGUUCAUGUGCUGUAUGAUUUAUUCUUUAUGUAUUUUUUAUCACCAGAUAAAUCGAAAUAGACCUCAUAAAUGUCCAAGCAGAUAAAUUGCACCUGUAUUUUUGAAAAUGAAAAUGCUUGUAUAGUUAAUUUUUGGAGUGAGCUCUAAUUAUUGGCAUUCAAGCCUCAAAACAAGUCUUUGCUCUAUUAGGUAAUCUUUUUGUCCAUUGCAGCCUUGCUUUUGGUGCAUUUUGAAAUGGACAUUACUUUCUCAUAUAAGGAAAUAACUUUACAACUUUUGGAAAUGUUUAUAUUAGGGACCGAUUAAAUGAAAAUACACAUAUUGUCAAGAACAAUAAAUUUAGUAUGUUGGAAGGAAUGGUGAAAGAAAAGGUAAUGUUCGUUUCCAAAUGAAACAAGUUUCAUGAGGCAAAAAAACAACUACAUCAAUAACGUUCAUAUUCCAGUUCCCGAAUAUUCAAUAUAUAACCCUACAUCACAAUGAAUGAGGUGGGAAUGUGCAAGUAUCAUGUAAGGCAUUAUAUGUAUGGAAACUGAAGUUUUUCUUGGUGUUCGUUUCAAAGUGACCAAUUAAUAUAUCCCUGCCUACUUGAAUCCAAACUGCUCCUUUUUCCUCUUUCAAAUUUCUCUGUUUUUCGCUCUCUUUAUGUUCUUUUGAUUUUCCUAUCCACUUUCCAUUGCCUUUACUUCUCUUAGGUGGUUCCAUUUAGACAUGAUAUAUAUUAUAUCUUUAUGUAUUAUUUGUGGGAUAACAUGAAAGAAAAUGUUUUUCUCACGAAGAAAAGUUAGCAGAAUUAAGAGUUGUCACAUUAAAUGCCAUCACAAAUGAUAGUAUUACAUAGGAUGCUUUACAAAUGGUUGGUUGCUUUCGACUGUAGCAAGAUGUACAGUGCAUUUUUGUCUGUAAAUUUGCAAUAACGCAGCAAAGAAAGUGUACUUCGCUAUUAAACAUGCCUUUUAGUUGUACUUCAUGCUUAUGUAUUAACCAAUAACACGUGCACGUUGGAAUGGUAAAUAAUGACAAUUACUGACUUGAUUUUGAGCUAAUGAGGUACCUUGUAUCUAUACCCACAAUAAAAUGUUAUUCAAUGAG